This is a messenger RNA of Fundulus heteroclitus (mummichog), 1128 nucleotides long. RefSeq lists its product as uncharacterized. Gene Ontology annotation, molecular function: antigen binding; immunoglobulin receptor binding. The record is from RefSeq and is a predicted model, not a curated record. Gene Ontology annotation, cellular component: blood microparticle; external side of plasma membrane; immunoglobulin complex, circulating. The transcript has 6 exons. Gene Ontology annotation, biological process: phagocytosis, engulfment; defense response to bacterium; innate immune response. The coding region runs from base 1 to 957 and encodes 318 amino acids. Lineage: Eukaryota; Metazoa; Chordata; Actinopteri; Cyprinodontiformes; Fundulidae.
AUGGGUGUGAAAAUUACAGCACCAGAGACCCCAAAGAAGGAGCGGAAAACGUCUCAUCUUGUCUUUUAUGUACUGCUGGUUUGCCACUCCCAGUUCCUGUUAGCCCAGCCUGCUAGACCCAGGAUUUCUGCCUGUGACCAGCCCUCACGGAAGAAGGUUUUCCAUAGUGAUGGAGCCUGGAGUGAGAUCAGACAGGAUCAGUCAGCCUCUGAAGUGAAAAGACCUGGAGAGAGAGUGAAGAUGUCUUGUGUCAUUUCUGGUUACAGCAUGACAAGCUAUAAUAUCCACUGGAUCAGACAGAGACCAGGGAGAGCUCUGGAGUGGAUUGGGUGGAUGAACACUGGUAAUAAUGAUGCAAGCUAUGGCAGCUCCUUUCAAGGUCGAUUCAUGAUGACAGAAAAUGUCCCCAGCAGCACUCAGGGAGAGCAGAGGUGUCAGCCCCAGUCCUGGCAAGUCACCCGGGCCCAACAACAACCGCCUGCCAAGACCUCGGACCAGGUGGCCCGCUCCUCCUCCAGGCCCCAGACUCCAGGCGGCAAUCGGAAAAACAGAGUCACACAGUCACAGAGAAGCUCUCAUUGGAUCAUCUUCAGCACCAACAUGUUCUCUGUAGCUCUGCUGCUGCUGGCUGCUGGAUACUGUGUAAGAUGUGAACAGCUGACACAGCCAGCCUCUUUGACUGUGCAGCCAGGUCAGGCUCUGAGCAUCAGCUGUCAGGUCUCUUAUUCUGUCACUAGCUAUGGCACAAACUGGAUCAGACAACCUGCAGGAAAAGCGUUGGAAUGGAUGGGUGCUAUUUGGUAUCAUGGAGGCACAGCCUAUGCCAACAGUGUUCAAGGACGUAUAGAAAUCACCAGAGACACCAGUAAGAACAUAGUGAAUCUGAGACUCUCCACCAUGAGGCCAGAGGACUCUGCUGUGUAUUACUGUGCCAGAGACUCACAGUGGUUAAUGUGAGCACAGCGGCUGUACAAAAACUCCUCACAGAGCAGAAGACAGGGGUGACAUCAACACAGAAUAACUGUGUGGUUGUUAACGAUUUCCUGUCUUUCCAACUUUCUGCCAAUAGUUUUUCCCUUCAAUAAAUGUGUUUCUGAGAAUGCAUAUCAAUGUGAUGCAGCAGAUUAG